GUCAACGUGGUCAAGCUCCCUUGCAGAAGGUCAGAAGCUCAGUUCUCCAUCACCAUGGUCGAUGAUGAUUCAAACGAGAAGACAACCACCAUACGCAUUCUAUGUCGCAAACUUGUGCUGAUCACAAAAACCGAAUCAGGCAUACAAUGGUUGAUCGGUUCACCGUUUCUCCCUACCUUCACCAUCAUCUCAACCUUCAGAUGCAUUCACACCCUUCCGUCCGAUCCUCUCUCUCCAGAUUUCUCCAAGGAAUCAGAUGAUAUUCAGGCAUUGUUACCCAGGGGAUUUGAGGUAAUUGGAGCUUUGAUUGUUGGUGCCAGCAACUUGAAUGUUGAAGGGUGUGCCCGAGAUGCCAUAGACGCCUCAGGUCUAAUGAGGAAGGCACUUUCACAGUCGGAAACUCAUGGUUUAGUUGGAGCUGUUGUGGAUCCAAGCUCUGGAGACAUUCGUUUUUUUAUAUCGAACUCUGUAUUUGAAUCGGCCACUUCAGUUGUGUAUGAAGACCAGCCUCAGAAGUAUGUUUGGGAGAGAAGUUGUGUACUGAGCUGCGAGCUUCCGAUCAAGUUACCAGUGUAUUAUUCUCUGAAGGAUCCAAAAGAUGCAGAAGACAUGCUAACACGUGCAACUGAGGCCGUUGCUUCUAAACUUAGAGACGUUAAAACUACUUACAUGCUAGAAACCCUUGAUGGAUCCGUCACCAAAGCACCACAGCCGGUCAUUAUUUGGAACAGUGAAUUGGGUCUCCCAUCAGACUUCACUUUUGGAACGCCUUCAGAUAAUACUUCUCAAGAAUCUAAUGCAAAAUCUUUAUCGUGCUCGCACUUUUUCUCUGAAGAUAGGAACCACAAAUCUUGUUCAGUAGAGAAUGCAGAUAAAAUCCAUGUAACCUUCUUACUUGCUACCUCAGGAGCCUCUAUAAAACCCACUGCCCCAUUUGCCGAAUAUAUUCCAGGUGAAGCUAAGCUCCUGGUUGUCGACUAUAAACUGAAAGUUAUCUGUUAUGCGGCAAAGGAUCUUCAUUUGACGGAUGCAGUUUCAAAAUUGAUUAUUCCGGGGUUAGUUGACCAGUUACGUUCUAUGAAAAACAUGACCUUAUCAAAUAUAUUAUCACAGCACCCAAAGCUACAUCCAUAUCACUUCAAUCCUCCAGGAUAUCUACAUCCAAUAACUGCCAUUUAUGAAUCACAUUAUGGCGAGACAGAAAUGAAGCAAGUUGAAAUCAGAAGAGCUCUUCACUUGAGGUUGGGAUUACCUUUAGACCGUCCUCUUCUAAGAAUUGCUAGUGCCAUGAACUUCUCAAUUCCAAAGGAAGGUGCAAGCGGCAACAUUUUACGAAAGGGAAUUCCUUUGCUCAAGGAUGUACACAUGGGGAUCCCAAAUAGUGGAGUUCAAGGUGGAAUUGUAUCUUUGGUUCAAGGUUCUUAUGAGUACCAUCAUUACCUUCAAGAUGGUUUUGAUGACUCGGGCUGGGGUUGUGCUUACCGCUCUCUUCAAACCAUAGUUUCAUGGUUUAAAAUCCAACAGUACACGUCUAUUGGUGUUCCUUCACACAGGGAAAUACAACAAUCACUUGUGGAAAUCGGAGAUAAAGGCCCUUCGUUUGUCGGGUCACAUGAGUGGAUUGGUGCCAUUGAACUAAGCUUUGUUUUGGACAAGCUACUUGGUGUAAGCUGCAAGGUCAUAAAUGUGAGAUCCGGAGAUGAAUUACCCGAAAAAUGUAGAGAACUUGCGAUGCAUUUUGAGACCCAAGGAACACCCAUCAUGAUCGGUGGCGGUGUUCUUGCGUAUACCCUUCUCGGAGUCGAUUAUAAUGAAGCAAGCGGAGAUUGUGCGUUUCUAAUACUCGACCCUCACUAUACGGGCAACGAUGAUCUAAAGAAAAUAGUGAACGGUGGAUGGUGUGGAUGGAAGAAAGCCGUUGACAGCAAGGGGAAACAUUUCUUCUUGCACAAUAAGUUCUACAAUCUCUUGCUCCCACAAAGGCCAAACAUGGUCUGAUUUUAAGCAUACCGAUAUGAUUAGGGCACUAGUAACCCUAAAGAUAAAAAAAAACACUUUUCGAUGGUACAACGGUGUGUAAACUAGUCGGUGUUCUUGACGGAAUACCGACGGUCGGGAAUGUUUUCGCUUGCUUUUUGGGAAAUGACGUUUUUAGCCCUGCACCAGGGGUGAGGGACCUUCUUGGAAACGGUCUUUUUUUCGGUCACAGAUGUAAGGUCUGGGUACCUCUCAUGAUCCCGUCUUCAAGUAGGAUAUACUACAAGUGUGCAAUACGCAACAUCAACCAACGGAAAAACGUAGUCACGGACUGUGCUAAAUAUUGAUGUUAAAAAGAUGACCUUUUUUAUCAUUUUGGUUUAUUAAAACAUUUGGUC
Molecule: messenger RNA, 2375 nt
Organism: Cynara cardunculus var. scolymus (artichoke)
Lineage: Eukaryota; Viridiplantae; Streptophyta; Magnoliopsida; Asterales; Asteraceae
Product: probable Ufm1-specific protease
Exons: 13
Coding region: 55-1998 (647 amino acids)
Source: RefSeq, a predicted model, not a curated record